This is a messenger RNA of Columba livia (rock pigeon), 4393 nucleotides long. It is a transcript of the gene EXO1, whose product is annotated as exonuclease 1. Lineage: Eukaryota; Metazoa; Chordata; Aves; Columbiformes; Columbidae. Gene Ontology annotation, biological process: mismatch repair; DNA recombination. The transcript is spliced from 14 exons. The coding region runs from base 170 to 2596 and encodes 808 amino acids. Gene Ontology annotation, molecular function: DNA binding; metal ion binding; 5'-3' DNA exonuclease activity. Gene Ontology annotation, cellular component: nucleus. The record is from RefSeq and is a predicted model, not a curated record.
GGGACGUGUAGUUUUCCGCUGGGGCGGGGCCACUACACUGAGCGCGCGCUGCUUGAAAGCCCCGAGCUGCUGCCGCGCGCCACGGCUGAGCAGAGCGGAGCGGCGCGCGUGGGGACCGGCGCGCGGGCCUCCACCCCUUCCCCCCGCCCCAGCGAGUUUAACCAACAUCAUGGGGAUUCAUGGUCUACUCCAGUUUAUCAAGGAGGCUGCUGAGCCUACCCACGUGAAGAAAUACAAAGGGCAGGCGGUAGCUGUGGACACCUACUGUUGGUUGCACAAAGGGGCUUAUGCUUGUGCUGAAAAGCUGGCCCGAGGAGAGCCGACAGAUCUUUAUAUAGCUUUCUGUAUGAAACUUGUUGAUAUGCUCCUCUCAUUUGGAAUUAAACCAAUUUUGGUAUUUGAUGGAUGCACCCUACCUUCUAAGAAGGAAGUGGAAAAGGCCAGACGAGAGAAGCGUCAAGCCAGUCUUCUGAAGGGGAAACAAUUGUUGCAGGAAGGUAGACUGGCAGAAGCUAGGGAAUGUUUUGGGCGCAGUAUAAAUGUUACCCAUGUUAUGGCUCAUGAAGUUAUUAAAGCUGCACGAGCCCGGGGAAUUGAUUGUAUUGUUGCACCAUAUGAAGCUGAUGCUCAGUUGGCUUAUCUUAAUAAGACUGGCAUGGUUCAAGCUAUAAUUACAGAAGACUCUGAUCUUCUAGCUUUUGGAUGUAAAAAGGUGUUUCUGAAAAUUGACAAGUUUGGAAAUGGACUAGAGAUAGAUCGAGCUCGACUAGGAAACUGCAAGCAGCUUGGAAAUGUAUUUACAGAAGAGAAAUUCCGCUACAUGUGUAUUCUUUCCGGUUGUGACUACCUCUCCUCAAUUCAUGGAAUUGGGUUAGCUAAAGCAUGCAAGUUACUAAAAAUAGCAAACAAUCCAGAUAUUAUAAAGGUUAUUAGAAAAAUGGGACAGUACUUGAAGAUGAAUAUAACAGUACCAGAAGAAUACAUACAGGGUUUUACACGAGCCAAUAAUACAUUCCUUUAUCAGUUAGUUUUUGAUCCUGUCAAAAGAAAAUUAGUUCCUCUGAAUGCAUAUGGGGAUGAUAUUGAUCCAGAAACACUAAUUUACGCAGGACGACAUCUUGGUGAUGAUACUGCCUUUCAAAUUGCCAUUGGCAACAUUGAUAUUGAUACAAUGGAACAAAUUGAUAAUUAUAACCCUGACACUGCACAGCCUGUGCAGCAGAGAAGUUGUGGCUGGAAUGACAGACCUGCUAAUCAUGUAAAUAGCAUUUGGAGCAGAGACUACAAGCUUGGCCAUGAUGCAGAUACUGUUCCUCACAAAAUGCAGUUACUAGAGAAACCAACAACCAAAGGCAUGGAGAAGAUAAUUAGUGUUAAAGGACUAAAACUUCCAGUCAAAGAGCUCUUAGCAAAAAGGCCAAGGAGUGACGAAGUCUCAGAUGGAGAUCUGUUGAAUCAAUAUUCAUUUUCAAAAGCAAAAAAAUUAAAGGAGGAGAGUGAUCAUGAUGGUCAAACACAAAAGUAUGUCUCAGCAAUGCAAAACCUUGAUUCUUCAGGGAAUUCUGUCACUCAGGAAAGCUCUAAUGCCUUGCCCAGAGUUAGAAAUAAAUUUGCUUCCUUUCUACAAAGGAAAAACAAAGAAAAGGAUGCUGUAGUUGUUCCAGGAACAAGAAGCAGGUUUUUCUGCAAUGAUGCAAUUAUGUUUGAUAGUACAACAAGGAAGGAUGACGGUGACCUAACUCAAGAUGCUGAGCAGGAUUGCCAGAAACAGGAAGUAAAACAUGUAGCAGAAAAUGUUUCUCAGUUUUCAGAAACUGAAAAUUCAACAAGGACUAUCUUUACACCUCCUGGAGAAACACAGAAAAACUGCUUCAGGUGGUUUAGCAGCCUCAUACGUAAUUCAGGAAAUCCUGGUCCAUCUUGUACUGUAUUUUCACAGCAGUUUCACCAACAGAGAAGCAACUGUGCGGUAUCCCAAGAUCAGAUGAAUGGGAUACAAACAGAGAGUGGGGCAGCAUGUGGUGAAUUGGAGAAAGAAUCCUCCCCCUUAAUAGAACUGGAACGGUCAUCGCAGUCUCAAAGUUCUUGUGAGCUGUCAGAAUGCAAUUUGGAGUCUUCAGAACUACCGCAUAUUUCUAACAACAGUUCAGAUGCAGAAGAAUCUGACUUAAAUUCAAAACUGGUUGGUGAUCAAUGUAUUCAGUCGUCAGCAUUUUCUGCUCUUCAAACUUACAGAAAAAGAACGAUCAUAAAGACAAAGGUUCCUGGUUUACAUAAAUCCAGCUGUGUAGGGUCGCGUAUUGUAACAAAGCUCAAGCCAUUGACACCAGCUAAAGUAAGUGGAUUAAGUAGGAAACUGUCACCUGUGCAAAAGAGAAAUCACUGUGAUGUUGAAAAUAAGCUGGGACUGCAAGCGGCCAUUGGUGAACUCCGGAAAAACUUCCAGUUUAAAAGAGAGUAUGAAAAACUUCCUUCUUGUAAAAAGUCAGAUCCGUUGUCUCCAAUCAAAGAUAAUAUACAGCUCACUCCAGAAACAGAAGAAGAAAUCUUUAAUCAUCUGGAACGUAGUCAAGUUCAGAGAGCUAUAUUCCAAUGAACUGUAUGCUGUGCAUAGUAGGAUGCAUUUUUAAUCAUUGUAAAAAUUUACCUUCUUGAUAUUUCAUCAAUAUAGAAAGAUGCAUUGAAAACCAACUGUAUAUUUUAGUCUGACUAGUCAUUUUUCAUCUCUUUUAUAAAGGUGUGAAUGGAAAGGUACAGUUCUAUACUGGCUGGAAUAAAAUCCUUCAGGUUCCCGCGUUCUCUUAUUCAAAGUCCAUUCUAAACUUCUAUCCAAACUUUCUUCAGCUGCCCUUGUGCUUUUUAAGUAGGUCACACAUGCAGUCCAAGCUUCUACAACCGCUAUGGCUUUGCCUUUGCGCAACAGCAGCCGAACAACUUUGUGUCUUAAUUUUUAAUAAUCAAUAUUUUUUUUUACCUCUUCCUUCUUUCCUUUUGAGCCUAAUCUGGCUCCAAGACAGUAAAACUGCUGUUCAGUGUUCACAACAGCCUUCACUAUACUUCCAGCACUCCAAUAACAGUUUCUUUUACCUAUAUGGUAAGAUCUGCACUCUCAACAGUUAGCUUUUCUCUUUGAUAUAGUCAUGUUAUUGGUGGAAUAACUGGGGACUCCAGAAAGGAAUAUCACAAAUAUUUUGUCCCCAAAUUCUCACAUUAAUAGUGUGUUCCUUGAUUUUUACCUGCUCUUUCCAUGUUUGUAGUGUUAUCCAACAACAGACAGUGAAAAUAGUGGUCCUCAGAGCUAAAUGUUACAAAAGAGCAUUGUCCUCACAAGCCAAGCUUCAGUCUUCAACAGCCAGUCAAUUAAAGGGAAAGAAUCCAGGAGACUAUGGUCCUUGCUUUGGAUGACAGAAUUUCUGCCUUUAAAAUCAGGAUUUAAAUCAAUGUAAAGAUAUGUAUGUAUUUUUCAGUUUAUUUUUAGGAAAGGAUAGUAUCUCUUUCUGCAGCAGAUGAAGGUACAAAAGGAUAUCUUAACCUGCAAAAUGUUUCCUUUCCAUUCCUGAGAUAAAUAUUUUCCUUUCAUUUUUGAGCUUUUAGCUAUGAGAAUAGAGUUUUUUUUACUGCAAUGUACUUUCUUCUUUUUAACAAAAUUUGCACCUAUGAAACUAAGGUGACCAGCUGCAUUAAAUUGCAAAGUAGCUGCUUACAAGAGAAGGAUGUGUUUACAUUUGUGGGAGUAGUCCUCUUAUUUCUAUGUAUGCAUUGAAGGUAUGUGGUAUAGAGAACAGAAGAAAUUAUGCUAUAGGACAGGCUUCCUCUCAUACGCACCACUAGAAAAAUCCCUAUUCCUGAAUAGCAAUGUUUUUUAACAUGGAUCUUCGGUGACAAUUUUUAUCUCUGGUAUGAUGUGACAAAUAAUGGCCACAGAUAAAUGUUGCUACAUUUCCAGUCAUAGUUUUAUCGCCUAGAGUGAAUUUCUAUGCGUUGCUAUAAGUACAUUAACAAUGACAGAGUGAAUUUUUGAAGGGAAAGCAAAAUAAAUUGUUUUCCUCUAUUGCUUAUUUAUCAGUGUGGGAGUUGCCAGGUUACUUUGUACAGUCCAUCCUUGCCUGUUGCCUUCCUCUUCAGUCAAAGAGCCACUAAUUCCUGCUUUAGUGGAUCAUCAGAAGAGACAAACUACUCAUGUCUGUAUUUUCAAGGACAGGUAAUUUUAAGGGAGCAUAGGAUAUCUCACCUGCAAGCAACGCGUAUGAAAGCAGUACUGCCUCUUUUUAUUCUGUUGCAUGCAAAUGCUGCCUUAGCUGUUCUUGCAGCUCAUUUAUUGGCAAUAACAUCACUUGUUUUACUCUAGCUUAUCUGGAGAGUCAGAGGAAAUAAAGUGAAUGUUGUACAUACA